AUGGAUUGCUCAGUAUGCAAUCCACCAUCGAUUCGACAUAAGGUGGAAUCCCGUGUGCUGAAAGCUAUACGUGCAUGGGAUAGGUUCCCGGCCGACAAAGAAGCGCUUCUGAAGCUUGAGGCGGAGUUCACCAAGGACUUGGGUUUCGAUUCCCUCGAUCAAGUGGAAAUCAUGAUGGCGGUAGAGGAUGAGUUCGGUUUCGAAAUUCCUCUCGAAGAUUCAGAAAAACUGAAGAGUCCUCGCGACGUAUUCAAAUAUAUUUGUGAACGGGAGGAUGUGUAUGAGUAG
Messenger RNA from Haemonchus placei, 288 nucleotides. Lineage: Eukaryota; Metazoa; Nematoda; Chromadorea; Rhabditida; Trichostrongylidae. The record is from the annotation of a GenBank genome assembly.